CUGCUGUUCAUCAGAUGAAUCAAGAGGCACCCGGUGCUGGAGCUGAUGCUGUCGAUGUGUGUUCCCCUUUAGGGUCGAAACCGACCAACGUGUCAGAAGGAAAAUGGCCGCCCCUAAAGGAAGCCUCACUUAAAUGCGCAGUCAGCGAUGGAAAUUACUGUCAGUUAUCAGUUACUGGUGUCUGUCAAGUUGGGACUGACAGCAGCUUCGUGUCCGGCCUUCUGAAUCUUGAUGGUGGCCCCACUUUGUUUGCAUCUGGGUCUUUAAGUUUGACUCUAGUUUUUGUGCUUCGGGCGAGCAGAACAGAACAGAACAGGAAGCGGACUUGUUUUUGUCACAGACCACGUUCACCGUUUGAGUAGACAGAUAGAUGUUUGGAGACAGGCCGGACUCCAUUGGACCGAUGGUGAUUUGUUUUCCUGCUGAUUAUGGUGAAAACAAAGUGGGUGUAGAUGGAGGGAGGAGACGUUUCCUCUCUUUAAUCAAACAGUUUGGGGUUGUUUUUAGGAAAAGCCCAGUCUCUCUGUUAGACGUCACGUCCUUCCUCUUCGAUCGUUUCAUUCUGAGCAGCACACGUCAGAAACACUCCAGUCUCAGCCCGUCGUCUGGUGGCAGCGAGCAGGGAUGUAGACUUUCCUUUAAAACUCGUAAUCAAGCUCUUCCUCCUCUUCAUCAUGCCUGCCAUCCGUCAACGAAUACCAAAUUCAUCUCAUCCAAUACCUAAUGCAUCAGACCUGCCACGGACAAUUUACCCCAUCACCAUCAUCUCCACCGCCUCCAGCCGCACGAACACGACCAUCAAUCCAGCUGCCGCCGCCGCCAACUUCUUCAACGACCUGCUGGACCAGAUCCCCUUGCCUCGAUGGGCGAUCUACACCAUCUUUGUGGCCGGCGCUCUGCUGAUUCUGCUCUGCUGUCUGUGCAUCUGCGUCAAGUGCUGCUGCAGAGGGAAGAAGAAGAAGCGGCAGCAGAAGAAGAAUGAGAAGAUCAACCUGAAGGAGGCGAACGGGAAAACCACGACAGCUCUGGUUCAGCCAGACGUGGCAGACGUGGACUACGGCUCGACCAAAAAGCCGAGAGGAAAGCUGCUCUACUCUCUGGAGUACAACGGCGCUCAGUCUGAGCUCACAGUCGGGAUCAAGCAAGCCGACAGCCUGAAGGCCAUGGACCUGGGAGGAAGCUCGGACCCGUACGUCAAAGUCUACAUCAGCCCCGACAAAUCCAAAACCUGCGAGACCAAAGUGUUCAGACACACGCUGAACCCCGUCUUCAACGAGCAAUUCACCUUCCAGUUAUCCAAGUCCUCCCUCCUGAAGUCGACAGCGGUGAUGCAGGUGUUCGACUUCAACAGAUUCUCCAAACACAACGUCAUCGGCGAGCUCAGGGUGCAGCUCUGCAACAUCGACUGGAACCACGUCAUCGAGGAGUGGCAGGACCUCGCCGAGCCCGCCAAGUUCGAGGAAGAAAACCUGGGGGAGAUCUGCUUCUCCCUGCGUUACGUUCCCACCGCCGGCAAACUGACUGUGGUGAUCCUGGAGGCCAAAAACCUGAAGAGCAUGGACUCCGGAGGAUCCUCAGAUCCGUACGUGAAGGUGCAGUUGGCUCUGGACAAGAGGAAGUGGAAGAAAAGGAAGACGUCCAUUAAGAAGAAGACGCUGAACCCUUACUACAACGAAUCCUUCACCUUCGACGUGUCAUUUGAGCAAAUCCAGAGGGUGAACCUGGUGGUCUCCGUGUGGGACCACGACGCCAUGACCCGGAACGACACCCUGGGGAAGAUCUUCCUGGGCUGCGACGCCACGGGGAACCAGCUGAGGCACUGGGCCGACAUGUUGUCCAACCCGCGGCGGCCGGUCGCUCAGUGGCACGGCCUGCAGUCGGCCGAGCAGGUCAACUCCACCCUGAGCCUGAAGAAGAAGAUCCCCCUCCCCAGCAAACUGCCCUUCUGAAGGGAAACACACAGCCCCGGUCCUUUCUAGAAAACACAUUUCAAAUGCUCCGGACGAAGAGAUUUACAUAUUGUUUAAAGAUCGUUUCUCAGAUUUUCCUCUGGAAUUAUUUUAUCUGGUCGAUUACUUUGUUUUAUACAUUAAACAAACAAUUAUAUUUUAGUACCAGAUCAUAAAGUGAUAUUUUAAUUUCAAACACGAGCACUCCUUUCCUCCGUAUUGUACCGUGUGAACUGCAUCGUACCACUGAACACAUUUCAUCCCUCAGAUAUCGUCCAGUGCGCGUGUGUCCAACUCUCAGGUGGGCGGCGGUUCUCGGCAAACCUCAGGACGCUGGUGGAGGAGGGAUCAGAUCAAUGGAUCCACGUCCUGGAAAUCCUUCAGUUCUGCAGCGAGGGUUUGCAGCCGAGUGCCGGUCUCAGAAAUGAGAAAUUUAACCACUGUCCUGGGGAAAGGGGAGCGUCGCUGUUUCUGUGUGUGUG
Messenger RNA from Xiphias gladius (swordfish), 2431 nucleotides. It is a transcript of the gene syt8, whose product is annotated as synaptotagmin VIII. Gene Ontology annotation, biological process: cellular response to calcium ion; calcium ion-regulated exocytosis of neurotransmitter; regulation of dopamine secretion. Gene Ontology annotation, molecular function: syntaxin binding; calcium ion binding; calcium-dependent phospholipid binding. NCBI's taxonomy places the organism in Eukaryota, Metazoa, Chordata, Actinopteri, Istiophoriformes, Xiphiidae. The coding region runs from base 675 to 1949 and encodes 424 amino acids. The transcript is spliced from 9 exons. The record is from RefSeq and is a predicted model, not a curated record. Gene Ontology annotation, cellular component: synaptic vesicle membrane; axon; dense core granule.